GUUUUUGCUGGAGAUUAGAAUGAACUUUGGCUCAGUUCCUCUUGUGAAGGGAAAGAAACUACGAGUCUGUGGAUCCCUGUUUGUGAGAACAAACAUUUCCUGUCUUUAUUGAUUUGCUCAUGAAGUUAUCAGGGGAUGAAGGUUAUAGUGUUCGGCUUCUUUAACGAGACUGUUUGCGCCUUGGACACAGAGCAGAUAAUGGCUCCAGAGGGGAGCCGUCAAUCCGUUUCCAGUUUAUAAUUUGACACUCAUAUCUCUGGGGUGUUGUCUAAAUAAAGGGAAGUAGCAUUGAACUCGACGAGCAGCAUGAACGGCAGCACAUCGGAUGAUGCUGGACGCGACUCAACUGGAUCAGAAGCAGCUGUCGGCAGCAAUACCGACGCCCACGGCGGCAGCUCGGCCACACAGGGCACCGUUGUGGCGCGACUGUCUCGGUAUGGCCUCCAGGUCCUGCCCGGUUCUUUCCAGCGUAGGUCGCGGCUGCAGAGGCAGCAAAAAGCCGCAGCUGUCAGCGGCGCACCGGGAGGUCCGCUGCCGAGAGAGGCUCCGGAGAGGGGGUCGCUCACACCCGCCAUGCGUAAGAAGUACCUGAAAGAGCUGUUCAGUAACGCGUCCAACAGCGGGUUCAGCAGCGCACUGUCCUCCCAGACCGAGACCGACAGCGUGUCCUCCGAGCCGGAGGACGCAGACUGGGCUCUGUGUCCCAUGGAGCACGCGUGGAUGCUGUCUUCAGUGGAGGGGAACUACGACACCAUCCUGGAGUUCAUCUCCGAGGAGCCGAACCUGCUGACCAGGAGGGACUUCGUCAGCGGGUACUCGGUGCUGCACUGGCUGGCCAAGAGGGGCCAGGACGAGACUCUGCUCAAACUUCUGCACUACGCGGAAACUGCGGGGAUCCGCGUGGACGUUAACGUGCGGGGCAGCGGAGGGCUCACCCCGCUGCACGUCGCCAGCAUUCACUCCCAGUACAUGGUCGUCAAACUGCUGGUGGGGGCUUUCAGUGCCAACGUGGAUGCCAUGGAUUAUAACGGGAGGAGAGCCUGGCAGUAUCUGAGGGGAGACGCCCCGCUGGAGAUGAAGGAGCUGCUGGGGACCUGGGACGAGGAGCACAGCUUCGGAGCUAUGCGAACUGUCAACGGGAAUAUGAACAACAGUGCGGGCUCAGUGCCCCUGACCCCGGGUGGCGAGGAGGUGGCGGACGGACAGACUGAAGGGGACUUCUUUGACCGGACUAAGAGAAGCGGCAGCUGGAGAUUUGGCUCCUUUAAGAAACUGCUGCCCUCGUUUUCGUUUUUAGGAAACAAAAGCUGAAGUUAGGACACAGACCUCCGAAUGUCUGCAAUCAUUUCACAUUUUAUACACUUGUGGUUUUCAACCUGGAUCCAGAACACUGCAGUUGACUGAAAUUCCCUCCACUCACAACUUGUUUUUAUUACACCAAUCAAUUAAGAUGUAGUUUAUGUAAAAAUAUAUUUCUUUUCAAAUACCUUCUGAACUGAGACACAAAAAUAAAAUCAAGCCUAUAAUUUAUAAGGAGUCACCCAGUAUACAGGUAUUUUAAAGAUGUGACCAACUGGUUUACUCCCAGUUGGAAUACUGCUUUCCAUGGAAAUAUAUUAAUUGUGCAUUAACUUCACUGAACCUCAAUUCAAUAAACUGUAUAAUCUGUUUUUU
This is a messenger RNA of Hippoglossus stenolepis (Pacific halibut), 1674 nucleotides long. RefSeq names its product sosondowah ankyrin repeat domain family d (gene sowahd). The coding region runs from base 307 to 1311 and encodes 334 amino acids. Lineage: Eukaryota; Metazoa; Chordata; Actinopteri; Pleuronectiformes; Pleuronectidae. The record is from RefSeq and is a predicted model, not a curated record. Gene Ontology annotation, molecular function: protein binding. The transcript is spliced from 2 exons.